Messenger RNA from Penicillium salamii, 594 nucleotides. NCBI's taxonomy places the organism in Eukaryota, Fungi, Ascomycota, Eurotiomycetes, Eurotiales, Aspergillaceae. The record is from the annotation of a GenBank genome assembly.
AUGUCGAAAGAAAAGGAAGGUUAUGCUUUGGACACACAAGCCGAUGAAUCAGUCUCUUUUGAUACUAUCACGGUCCUCGUUGCAGAAGAUCAUGGCCAUGACAUUAAGCUCCGAACUAUGUCCUGGCACAAGACUGCUUGUCUGCUUGCGGGUGAACAGGUUUGCUUGGCCAUCAUGGCUCAGUCCUGGUCUCUUUCUGUUCUGGGCUGGGUCCCCGGUAUCAUCACCAUGGUUCUGUGCUGCAUUCUGUUCUGGUUUACUUCCAUCACAAUGCAUAAGUACAUCAUGAAGUAUCCCCAGAUCAAAGAUAUCUGUGACUUUGGAUACUAUAUUUUCGGGCGAAGCAAAGCUGCCUAUGUGUUUUCGGGUUUCAUGCUUCUUGCAAACAACAUUAUGCUCAUUGGAUUCCAUAUCCUAACCGGCGCAAAAGUAUUGAAUACGCUUUCUGAUCAUUCAAUGUGCACGGCUGUAUUCUCGGUGAUUGUUUCCAUCAUGGGAAUCAUCAUGUCUAUGCCUCGGACACUGCAUCAUGUCAGCUUCAUGUCCAUGUUCUCAUGCAAGUACCAAAUUCAUCAAACCCAAUCCCCUUACUAA